This is a messenger RNA of Oncorhynchus nerka (sockeye salmon), 4301 nucleotides long. RefSeq names its product mucin-2-like. Gene Ontology annotation, molecular function: actin monomer binding. Bases 242 to 2713 code for a protein of 823 amino acids. The record is from RefSeq and is a predicted model, not a curated record. Lineage: Eukaryota; Metazoa; Chordata; Actinopteri; Salmoniformes; Salmonidae. The transcript is spliced from 8 exons.
UUCCGGAGAGCAGCACUCACGUAUUACAGUAUAGGAACGUGGUGACGAACAUUUACUCACAGCUGCAGAGGAAGGCAUGCAUUGUUGAACUCGCUUCUGACAUAAACUAGGGGUUUGACACUUUGCAUGCUGGUGCUCAGUUUUGUCAACUACGCGUUCCCCAAAACGCUGAACAAUACGUUUGUGUGCGUGAAUAUUAGGUCUUUCUUAUUUGACGACCGUGUCCAGAAAAGCCGUUCCGAUGUUGUCUCGUGAUUCACCUGAGAUUCAGUCAAGUCUCAGACUUUGGUCGCGUCUAGACCCCUGGGGAAGAUCCAUGGAGGAGGAGGAGAACCCUUUGGAGAGGGAGCAUGCUCUAGCAGUGGUUCUACCAGGAGGCCUGGAGAAAAUGGCCACGGUACAUGGGAGUAAACCUGUGAUGGACUUACUGGUCACACUCUGUGCCCAGUACCACCUGAAUCCAUCUGACUUCACCAUGGAAAUCCAGUCGGCCAAUAGAAACGACAUCUCCUUCAAACCCAGCACUCUGAUUGGAGCCAUGGAGCCUCACAGGAUCCUACUGAAACCUAAAGGGGGAGAGGAGAAGAUGAUAAAGAGGCCGUACGUGCCAGAGGUCACCGUACGUCUGCUGAUCAACUACAAGAAGAACCAUAAGGCCGUUGUGAGGGUGAACCCUAGAGUCCCUCUGGAGCAGCUCCUGCCUGCGGUGUGUGAGAAGUGUGAGUUUGACCUGGAGUCCACCAUUUUGCUGAGCGCCAACGACUCUGAAGGACCUUUAAACCUCAGCAGGUCCCUCGAUGACUAUGGACUAAGGGAACUAUACGCCAAGGACAUGGCAGAAGCACCUGUAGAAACACCCCCCCUACCAAGUAAAGAGCAGAAACAGAAGGAGAAAGAGAACAGGGGAUUGUUCGGCUUAUUCAGGAGAAUUAAGAAGAAACCAGAAAAGGGUCUCUCAGUGAGUGCCCCGGCCUCGCGUGGUCUGAAAAACCUGCGGGUGGCCAGCAUCAGCAUGAACUCCCUGGGUAUACACUCCUCCAACACCCUGCCCAUGGACAACACCAUGGUCAAGAAAAGACGGGCACCCAUGCCCCCCAUGGCAGGCUCCCAAAGUGUCCCUGCUAACCUCAACGUCCAGCCGUUGACCUCUAGGAAGAAGAGGAGAGCCCCCCCGCCACCCCCCUGUGCCUCCCCACCACCAUCCUCCUGGGUUAACACCCACAAAGGAGCACCCCAGGACACUGAGAUCAAAGGGAAGGGAGUAUCACUUUACACACUGGAGGAGAUGGGAGAGUGUGAGGAGGACCUGGACUCCACAUCCUCAUCCCCAAACAUCUCCAGCCCUUUGAGUCAGCCCCAAGUGCCCCCCACUCCCCCUUCUACCCCAUCCACUACCUCUUGUCCCUCUAGCACCUUUCCACCUUCCGAUCCCUACCAUCCCUCUCCUCUCUGCCCUCCCUCCCCUCCCACCCUAGGGGAGACACUAACCCCUUUCCUGCUUUGUCAAACCAGGGCCAACCUCAAGCAUCCUUCGUUCCCAACCCUAAGACCCGUCAACUCCACCAAUGGAGGCUCCCCUGUGUCCUUGACACAGUUGGGUGGAAGUAAGGGAUUCAGUCCCCUCUCUUUACUCCAACUCAAGACCAAGGCCCCUGGUGAGGCUUGGAGGAGUCCCGGUCUGAGGGAGGGGUUGACCACCUUCACCGUGGUGCCCCGAGGGCAGUCACUGGUAGGGCAGAGGGGCUUGGAGGCGGACCUGACCCUGGCGAAGACCCAGGCCUUAGACCCAGCACAAACCAUUGAUGAACCCUCUAAUGGUGUUGCUGAGCCUGGGUUGGAGCACCACCGGACAAUGAAGAAGACACCUGUAUUGCUGGAGAGGUCAGUGGUUGAGGGAUCCACCCCAGAGCCUGAUAUGGAUUCUAAACCUUCUCCUCCAGGGUUUCCAGAAGGUUCUACUGACUGGGUCAUCAGUCCUCCAACCAUGUCUAGUCCUUGCGAGCUUUACCAGACCGCACCAAAUUCACCAGUGGUAGUCAAGCAGGAGAGUUCAGAGGUUGAGGCCCAGGAGGAGUCCGAAUCACCCACAGACAGUCUAGAUUCAGAACUACAGAAAAGUCUAGAGGUAGAAGUCCCAGAGGAGUCCGAUUCACUCUCAGAGAUACCCAACCCAUACGCAGCUGACCUGUUGGCCCACACCAAUGGAAUACCUGGAGAUGAGGUGACCUCAACUCCUGAACUACUAGAGAGCAGAGGAUCGUUCCGGAAGCUCAGUCUGGUGAUGGAGGCCGAAGAGGACCGUUUCUGUUUCCCUCCACCCCCUCCCCCUGUGUGCUAUGAUAAGGAGGUGGAAGAGACUGAGCCAACCCAGUUACGAUUGAGGCCUCCUGGGGGAAGAAAUCACCGCCCGCCCUCUUAUCCUCCCUCUUCUCUUCCUACGCUGAGUCGUACCUUCUGUGAACCAGCAGAGGGAGACAAUCAGACUAACGCCCCUUCACCCAAACCAUACGUGCCUGCAGCCAAAGCCCUGGCCAGGAAAACCGGCAUCCCCUCCUGCUUUGCCCAGGCUGUGGCUCUAGCCGUCCGUAAGUCUCAGUCCUCCCGAAGGCCAGCACCAGACUUGCUUCCCCCCUGUUCCUCCCAUUCCGGUUCCUCACCCUCCUCUGCCUUACCGCUAACCAAUGUGGUGAGUGAUGAUUUUGACCUGCGUUGACACGGUGAUGACAUGCUGGCAAAAUUUGUCAUUGUAGAAACUGGAUUGGACCAACAACUGAACCAUUGGUUACCCCUAUCAUACUACGAUGUGGUUGCUUCUAUACAUAAAGUUGCCAUUCUUAACUUUCAUGAUCUCUCUCUGUAAACCUCACAUGUUCCACAGGUGAACUCUUUACAUAAGUAGAGCCUGGUGGGAGUGGAAUGGAAUGGGGUCAAACAUGGUUUCCAUGUGUUUGAUUUAAUUCCUCCUCCUAUAGGUCAUAUCACCAGCCUCCACUGCUUUACACAGGAAAGAAGGGAAGGGCAUAUCUUUGUGUGUGUACAUUUUACAGUGGGGAUUUUUUUUCUCUCUGGAAAGACGUCAUUUGUUACAUUGAAUGGCGACCUACGCCUUUCUAAACAGUCCUGCCAGGCUGGUAUUCUUCUGAGACACCUUGGUGUUUGUCUGUUAUCUUUGUGGUAUAUGGCCCUGUGGAAUACCUCUGUGGACACGAUCACACUCUGUGUGACCUGGUGGAGGAAGGACUUCAUCUAAACUGGUGAUAUUUCUGUCUCUUGUCCCACAGGGGCCAUAAUGGCUUCUUAGUAAAUCUGUGAAUGGAAGUUCCUGUUUAGAGUGAGGCGACUGCAGUGAAGUAGAGCCGGCCACCACAUAGUCACAUGACCUCCAAGUGGACCCCGCUUAGAGGAGUCCAGGCCCCUUGUUUUGCACGGGGAGUCAGCACGUUAUAGAAACAACGUUUAUCCAAGACUUCAUCCAAGAGUUUGGUUAGUGUACAGGUAAUUUUAUGUUCACUGAAUGUUUUUUUUUGUUUCAUGCUACCUGUAUUAACUGGAGGCAGUGCUGCCUUAUGUUAUUAAGAUGUUUGACUUACGUGACGAUGCAUUUCUUAUUUGACCUUGGUAGUACAGUAUUUAUGGGAUCUACAUUUUUGUACAUGGAGUUUCCUGUUGGCUCAUUUGUGUUGAAAUGUGCCAAAACCGAGAUUAAAUCAUAUGUAAUCUCUCAUUUUAUUUAUAAUUAUUUAAUUUUUUAUGUCAAGGACAGAGCUCUGAAAUAAGACGACUUAAAAUGUUACAUUUCCUUCCACGUAUCACACCUUUCUGAGUGAAUCAUUUUUUUUAUAAAUCCAUUUUUUUCGCAGACAUAUCAUGACUAUAUAAUAUAAAAAAUGAUCAACCAUAAUCAACUAAAAUGUGUUGCUUUUUUUUGCCACUGGAGAGCAGGAGCACACUUCACAAAUAAGUAAUGUACAGAACCUCUGAGUGAGCUGUUUUGUGAUCCACACUUGAUAAAUUAAUAGCAUUGACAUCCAGAUAUUUAAGAAGAGCAUCAAUUAUACAUGUUCUUUCUUUACUGGUUAUACUUUUUAUUUUAAAUGCAUUCGUGUGUUUCAGUUCAAGCCUUGUUUUAUUGUCCAUUAUUGAGUUAUGGUUGGUAUUUGACAAGGAUAUUCUACAGGGAGCUAUGUGUAGAACAUUGAUGGAAGAUGAUGCACAUGAUGUGAAAAUAAUGUCCUUGUUAUGCAUUCUAUGUUGGUCAGAGUGCAACACUACAGAAUAAACUGAGAAUAUAAUGCGUCAAA